UUUUGUCUGCUUCUUUUUAUUUGUUUUUGCGAUAACGAUUCUAACUUUUCUGUUGUGGGGUACUUCUUCAACUCUAAUCGUUUACCCUUUUCUAUAAAGUGCUCUUAAGCUUCCUGAUAGCUGAGAUUUAACUCAAAUUUGGGGUUUCUUGAUGCCUCGCCACCUAAAUCUUAUAAAUGGAACUGGAUUUUUCUGUUUGAUUUCACUUGUUCUGAAUCUUUAUUUAGUCAAUCACCCGCAGAACUCGUAUAAUUUAAGAUCUUUUUAUGAUUUGAAAUCUGGGUGACCUAUGUUCUUGUAAAAAGUAUGAGAAAUUAGGGGCGAUCUUUUAGGGUUAUGAAGAAAGAUUGACAGUACAAUUGUAAAGAAUCUGGUUAACUCUCAAAUCUGGCUUUUUCCAUGGCGAAUGUUAUCUUCUUUGAAGAAACCCUCUUGAAGAAACCUUUUGAAAUAAAGAGAUAUACCUUGAUUUCGGUUUUUCGAUGAUUACAUGUCAUCUUCUUCAAUGACAUAGCCAACUACAUAAAAUUAGUGAAUAUUGCUGCAAAUAUAAUGAUGCAGAUUGAUACCAGUGUCGUGGAAUCUGCUAAUGAAGUUACAAAUUCUGGUAAAACGACACGUCGUUCAGAUUUAUCUCUCAAUAUACCUCCUAGACAUGCACAUUUUGGUAGCAGUCGAAAUGGGAAGCCUUUUAUCCAAUCUCCUGGUAUCUUAUCAAAUGGCAAUUCCUCAUCACGCGGCAUUUUUAGAGGUUUAAGCUUUAAAAAGAAGGAUCCUUCUAAUGGUGAAAGUAGCUCUCUUCUCCCAAAUGCAGCACCACCUGAAAGCCCUGUUGUGGCCAACAAUAUCAAUCCCGCUUUACAUUGGAAUCGUUGUACAUCCCUUCCGGUCAAGCAUGCAUCAAAUCAAUCCCCUUCAGUCACCACGCCUGUUUCAGCUAGGACAUAUAGUGAACAACAAAAAUCACAGAUGGGGGCGGUGCAACCUUCUGUUUCGAGGUCCCUCUCUGUGCCUGGGCGAAAUAUUGUUAUUGUAAGAUCAAUCUCUUUUGCGACCCGUAAGGCUAAUGAUCAAACUGAUAGCGCUGAUGAUGACAUCAGUAUUGAAGUGGAAAACGACGAAGAGAUUGACGAGGAGGAAGCAGUUUGCAGGAUCUGUUUUGAUACGUGUGAUGAAGGAAAUACACUUAAGAUGGAAUGCAGCUGCAAAGGUGCUCUCAGACUCGUACAUGAAGAAUGCGCUAUUAAGUGGUUUAGUGUCAAAGGGAACAAGAACUGUGAUGUUUGUGGUCGAGAAGUCUCAAAUUUACCAGUAACUUUGCUUCGGAUCCCUAGUUAUGUUCAAAGACAAAACAUUACAUCACAAAAUCAGCAGGGUCUGAAUUCAGGAACAAUAAGUGCUUGGCAGGAUUUUGUGGUGCUAGUUUUGAUAAGUACGAUAUGCUACUUCUUUUUCCUCGAGCAACUUCUGAUCCAUGACAUGAAAACUCAAGCUAUUGUGAUUGCAGCACCUUUCUCUUUUACAUUUGGCCUUCUAUCAUCUACAUUUGCGGUUAUUCUAGCAAUCAAGGAGUAUAUUUGGUCGUAUGCCGCUCUUGAAUUUGCACUUGUUGCUAUGAUUCUGCACUUGUUCUAUUCUUGGCUUCAGUUGAAGGCAGUCUAUGCAGUGAUGUUAUCGUCGAUUCUGGGGUUUGGACUAGCUAUGACGCUCAACGCGUUGUAUAUCCGCUACUUUGUUUGGCGAGCUCAAGUUCCUCGAGAAUCCAACGACGUUUGAUGAGUUAUAUAUCUCAAUUUGAUAUGGGUGUAAAUAUCCAUCAAUCUAGCUUGAGAUUGGGGGGUUCGUGCAGUCGUGAGUUGGUUUCCAAUGACCUCACUGAUCGACUGUGUGAGCGUUGUGGGAGAAAUACCGUAUAGAGUUUUCCCGACGAAAAUGUUGUUUGAAAUCCAUGAUGUUUUGUAUUAAAAAAGGGUGAUGUUAUUAACCGCUUAUUGUCAAUAUAUGUUGCAUUCUAGAAAAUUAUUCACAUGUGAUGCUACUAAGAAUAUUUUAUAAAAGGAACAGAUUACUCGAUCUA
This is a messenger RNA of Cynara cardunculus var. scolymus (artichoke), 2077 nucleotides long. RefSeq lists its product as uncharacterized. The transcript has 8 exons. The record is from RefSeq and is a predicted model, not a curated record. Lineage: Eukaryota; Viridiplantae; Streptophyta; Magnoliopsida; Asterales; Asteraceae. The coding region runs from base 553 to 1776 and encodes 407 amino acids. Gene Ontology annotation, molecular function: zinc ion binding.